Melanaphis sacchari is the source of this 2063-nucleotide messenger RNA. RefSeq names its product cationic amino acid transporter 2-like. Gene Ontology annotation, cellular component: plasma membrane. Gene Ontology annotation, molecular function: amino acid transmembrane transporter activity. The record is from RefSeq and is a predicted model, not a curated record. Bases 276 to 2063 code for a protein of 595 amino acids. The transcript is spliced from 15 exons. Gene Ontology annotation, biological process: transmembrane transport; amino acid transport. NCBI's taxonomy places the organism in Eukaryota, Metazoa, Arthropoda, Insecta, Hemiptera, Aphididae.
AUAUAAACUAAACAAUUUAAAUUUUUGACUAGAAGAUCGAUGAGUUAUUGAAAGCCGAACGGAGGAUUACGCAAAUCUGAAGUGCCGCUGUCCAAAUUAACGAUUAUCGAUUUUUUUAUGAUCGCUAUUAAAAAUUGAUAUUAUACAAUACAUCACUGUGAUCGUAAGUUUGUUAAUGACACGUAGUUUUUACGUUACUGAGGAUCGUGAACGGACAAUACAAUUUAUGGACUUUUAGUUACAAUUUGGAAUUCGCGACAGUAUAAUAUACAAACAUGAUUCACUCGUGGUCGAGAAAAACACUUUUUGAAACUUUGAGUAGGAAAAAAACAUUUUCGGCAGAAAGUAAACAGGAAAAAGACAAAUUAAAACGAGUGUUAAACAUUUUUGAUUUGACCGCUUUGGGCAUUGGCGCUACGUUAGGAAGUGGUGUGUAUGUGUUAGCCGGGACAGUGGCAAAAUCUAUCGCUGGACCAGCGGUGGUGUUGUCUUUCAUCGUAGCAGCGAUCGUCUCUUCGUUUGCCGGAGUUUGUUAUGCCGAAUUUGCCGGCCGUGUGCCAAAAGCUGGAUCUGCGUAUAUUUACAGUUACGUGGCCGUUGGAGAGUUUAUCGCUUUUAUUAUUGGUUGGAAUAUGUUUAUCGAGCACACUAUAGGUACAGCAUCCGCUGCCAAAGCCAUGACAAAUUAUUUAGACUCUCUGCUCGGUGAUCCUCAAAAGAGGUAUAUGAUAACACAUUUUCCAAUGCAUAUGCAGUUUAUGGGCGAAUAUCCAGACGUCGCGUCGUUUUUAUUCCUCAUGUUUAUUGCAUUGGUUAUGGCUUGGGGAGUUCGGAAGUCUUCCACUCUCAAUACAGUAUUUACUACAUUCAACUUACUGACCGUCGGCACUGUCAUAGUGAGUGGACUUUUUUUUGUUAAAAUUUCGAAUUGGAAUAUUUCAAAAAGCGAAAUUCCGCCCGGAGUGGACGGCGGAAAUGGUGGAUUCGCGCCAUUUGGUUGGAGUGGAAUAAUUGCAGGAGCGGCAAGAUGUUUCUAUGGAUUUAUUGGAUUCGAAUCUAUUUCUACAACCGGUGAAGAAACAAAAAAUCCGAAAAAAACAAUUCCGUUGGCAAUAGUUUUUACGUUAAUCUUUGUCACGUCGGCUUACUCUGUAGUGGCCUCAGUGUUGACCCUGAUGUGGCCGUAUUACGAUCAGGAUCCUAACGCACCGUUUCCAGUCAUUUACGAAAAUCUGGGUUUACCUGUGAUCAAGUAUAUGGUUACCUGUGGCGCAGUAUUCGCACUUUUCACCUCUUUAUUAGGAUGUUUGUUUCCAAUACCACGAAUCCUGUAUGCCAUGUCCUGCGAUGGCUUGUUGUUCGAAUUCUUAUCAAUAGUUAAUGAAAAGACCAAGACGCCAGUCAUAGCCACAAUGAUAUGUGGAAUCGGUGCAGGCAUUUUGUCAUCCAUAUUCAAUCUCGAACAGCUCGUCGACAUGACGUCGAUCGGCACCCUCAUAUCAUAUUUGAUCGUUUGUAUCUGUUUACUAGUACUCAGGUACAGAGACACUAACUUGGAAAUUAAGGAUUUAGAGAGUAAUUCUGAAGACUAUAAAAUGUACAAAUGGUACAGUUUGUUCAACUCAAAAGUUACGAACACGGAUACUCAGUAUAUAUCGAGAGUAUUGAUACUUGUUUACACUUUCAGUGCGUGUGUAUUUUGUAUUUGUAUGGUGAAUAUUGACUGUUACGAAGGAGCAUUUCAGUUACCGUUAAUCAUUCUAAUCGGGGUUUCAAUCACAGUAUCAUUAUUUUCCAUGUUAAUGUUACACAGACUUCCACAAGCAAUAGAAACUUUAGCGUUUAGGGUACCACUUGUUCCUUUUAUACCAUGUGUGAGUAUAACUCUCAAUUUAUACCUUAUGAUGGAACUCAGUAUCAAGACGUGGAUAAGAUUUGGGGUUGGACUUGUAUUAGGGAUAAUCAUAUAUGUGUUCUAUGGCAUUCAUCAUAGUUUAGAAGGCAGCAAAAAACGAGUGAUAAAAAAUGAAGAAAAUAUAAGCACGCCGAGAAUCUCUUCCUAA